CUCGACCAGCUUAGUUCCUCUGCCAUCACUCGCAUCACGGUUCCUUAUCUCUCUUCUCACCAGACGGAUCGAUGUCCAGUGGCCUUAUCAGGAUGGUUACGGUGUCUUGAACUUGAUAGAGCAUAUCCCGCGAGGUAGAGUUGCGCAAUCUGCCCGCCUACCCCAAUCUCAUUCUUUGGUGAACCCCAAACCAACCUUCAAGCUGUCGCAACGACUCCUUCUUCGCCCACUCUCUCGGGCAGUUCGCAGAUGGCCAAAGGCUCUGAGCUCAGGCUUGUGGACGCAGAGCACCUUUUGUCUUAGACAACCGCCUCGCAGGUUCGGAACCAUGACUGAAGCUCUCUCUUGGUGGAGAGAUCCGCCUUCGCCUGAGCCCUCUGGAGACUCUCCCACAUUCGAGUCCAAACCACUGGAAGAAUCAGCACUACUCAACACAGAUAAUGAACAGCUGCUUACAAGACGUGUACACAUCCUCGGGCUCGGGAGUAUCGGAACUUUGGUCGCCCAUUCUUUGAGAUGUUUACCCAAUCCUCCUCCGAUCACCUUAAUGAUCCACCGGCAAGAGCAGUAUGAAGUAUUCAAAAGAGGUGGCCGUACUAUCAACUUGAUAAACAAACAAAACGAGAUCAACGAUGAGCAGACUGGGUACGAUGUUGACCUGUUCAGCGGAUAUACAGAGGACGGCAAGGCGCGAUGGGACUUCAUUCCGGACAAGCCUUUGAAUCGACCACAGACCAAUCCUCUCGAGGAAGGAGAGCAGAUGCCGUCCGGCGAGCUCUACAUCUACACCUUGGUAGUUGCCGUCAAGGGUCCUACAACUGUUGCUGCCCUCCGCUCUAUCAAACACCGUGUCAACGCAAAGACAACCAUAUGCUUUAUGCAGAAUGGGCUCGGCCAGAUAGAUGAACUCAAUCAAGAGGUCUUUACCGAUCCUCAGACGCGCCCGACGUAUAUGCUGGGAAUUGUUUCUCAUGGCGCGUACAUGUCGCAGCCUUGUACAGUCGUGCAUGCUGGAUAUGGUACAAUAGCUCUGGGCAUAUGUCGAGAUACCGAUCGUUUCCCGCUCCCUCCAAAGGCACCAGUUCAGCAUUUGUGGGAGUUGUCGGAGGAAGAGAGGAAGAAGCAUCACCCUACCGACAAAGAACUUUUUGCAAACCUAUCUUCGCGGUAUCUUCUCCGCACCUUGACUAGAUCGCCAGUGCUGGCAUGCGCGGCGUUCCCAUACUUGGACCUACUGCAACUGCAGCUCGAAAAGCUGUCUUCCAAUUGCAUCUUGAACCCUCUCACUGCCCUCCUCGAUGUUCCCAACGGGGCACUGCUGAAUAAUGAGGAGCUACUACCCGUCCAGAGGCUGCUCCUUGCUGAGAUAUCUCUGGUCAUCCGAGGUCUACCUGAACUGGAAGGCAUCCCCAAUGUUCAGCACCGGUUCUCUUCCAGGCGACUUGAGCAGCUGUUCGUGGGCGUGACCAAGCGGACGGCGCAGAAUUCGAGCAGCAUGCGGGAGGAUAUCCGCCAUGGCAAGAAACCAGAAAUCGACUACAUCAACGGCUACAUCAUCAAGCGGGGCGAGCAGCAAGGCAUUAAAUGUGCUUUAAACUUCAUGCUCAUGCAGCUCAUCAAAGGCAAGAAUUCGUUGAGGAGUGGCGCAGGCCUGCCCUAUGGCACAACACAAAUCCAGAGCGAGGUCGACGCGCAUCGCCCCGAGUCGGUCACCAUCACCGACAUUAGCACUCCGCGGAGAGACAGCAUAGGGUGAUGGUCGAGUGUGCUUCUUGGGCUCGGGAGAAGCAGGACCUGGAUGCAAACCUAUGACACAGACAAAUCCUACUGUAACUCGAGCACGCGCUGAAGGAUUAAUGACAGAUGACAUCGUGUCAGCGCUUGGCCACAUAGUAUGCUUUCCUGAAGCAGAAACAGGACAGGUCCCGUGUUCUAUUCUGGACCAGGACUGACAGCUCGAUUGCGUCGCAUAUUGAUCUGCGGUGUCUCUGCUCUGGCACUCGUGACCACUCCAGACUGCCCAGAGAAAUUAAUCGACCUGGCUGGGGAACCUUGACCAGUCCUUGGGGGAGAUCAAUAAUGGGUCCAGAAUGAAAGCCCUCAUGGCGAUUACCGAAUCCAGUACCCCCAGGCGACGACGUCUUGCGGGGACCCAGUUCGGCCCUGCCUGGCGCAUGAACCAUGGCUCAAACCAUGGCCGUUUGAUCCAGACCAUGCCAGCCUGGAUUCCGUGAGCAUCUGGGCAGUCGAUGAGUGGCUGAGGGAAAAGGCUAAGCUUCUCAGCGACGGGCUCUUGAUCCAAGGCUGGGGCGAGGUUGGUCUAGCCCAAAAAUACCUCGACUAUCCUGGAAAUGGGCUGACGCCUCUGCUAGCCUCAAACAUCAGUGGCUGAGAUAAACGAAGAGGAGGCGCUAUCGACAAACCUAAAUCCUCAAAUCCCCAUCCAUUAUCGGUUCUACUGCAGGGGAACAUGUUGAUCUUGGCGCUAUCCACGACACGAAGAUUGCAGUCACCUGGUCGCCGUCGGUCGUCUGCGAGCUAAGGUUGCGAGAUAGGCUGGUCCCCACCGAGAGAAGCGGCGUGCGUCUUGGUCCCAUCACCCCAGUUGAUCCAGCACCUGG
Messenger RNA from Cladophialophora immunda, 2621 nucleotides. RefSeq lists its product as uncharacterized. The transcript has a single exon. Gene Ontology annotation, biological process: pantothenate biosynthetic process. Gene Ontology annotation, molecular function: NADP binding; 2-dehydropantoate 2-reductase activity. Bases 329 to 1756 code for a protein of 475 amino acids. NCBI's taxonomy places the organism in Eukaryota, Fungi, Ascomycota, Eurotiomycetes, Chaetothyriales, Herpotrichiellaceae. Gene Ontology annotation, cellular component: cytoplasm; mitochondrion. The record is from RefSeq and is a predicted model, not a curated record.